UCCAAGCCGGAUUCUGUGACCGGGGCUGAAGAGCCCCUCCAGGCACGCCCAAAGCCCCGCGGAUCAGCUCCGAUGUGCGGGCGCUGGGGCCGCAUCCUCCGCAGCGGGGCCGGGCCCGUCCCGGGGCAGCGGGGCCGCCCCCGCCCCGCCCUCGGCGGCGAUGGGGCCGCGCUGGGCGCCGCUCCCGGUGCCCAUCCCGGUGAUGGUGAUGAUCCCGGUGAUGCUCCCGGCGCUGCUCCCGUUGCUGAUCCCGGUGCUGCUGCCGGCGGUGACCGGCGCCGGGCGGGAAUAUUCAUUACCUUAUACACCGAAGUUUGCACGAUGCAACAAUCCCAGCACUGAAUUCUAUGAUGAGGAACUUAAUAAAUGCUGCAGCCAGUGCCCUCCAGGUCAAUAUAGAACAGGGAGCUGCAGCCACACCGUGGACACCAAGUGCAGCCCCUGCAGGCCUAAAACGUACACAGCGAUCUGGAAUCGUUCUCCACAGUGCUUUGCCUGCUCACCACCCUGCAGGAAAGGGCUUGUACAGAAUCAAACAUGCACGAGGUCCCAGGACAGAAUCUGUAGCUGCCCACCCCACAAGUACUGCGUUUCCAAGCUAGACGAGUACUGUGAAGUGUGUAGAGCACAUAAAAAAUGUGGCAAAGGUUACCGGGUUUCCAGAAGAGGGACAGACAGCACAGACACAGAAUGUAAACCUUGUCCUCCAGGCACGUUUUCCCCUGAGGAAUCCUACAACACCACCUGUACACCCCAUACAAGGUGUGAAUCAGUGGCUGUUCCUGGGAACAGCAGGAAUGACACUGUUUGCAGUGACUCAGGAACAGUCACAGUUCUGCCUCACACCAUUUUGGACAAACUUCUGACCCAAAGCUCAGCUUCCCACAAACCUGAAAUAAUAACUCAACCUGUCACAUUAAACUCUGUACCUGACCUGUCCCACAUCACUGGAGCAGUAGUAGGGCCAUUGUUAUUGGUCCUGAUAAUUGCUAUUUUGGGGUAUUGCUUAGUCUCAAAAAAAAAAGCCCUUGCGUACUCUGCACCAGCUACAGAACCAGAUUUGCCUUUUCCCCCUCCAGAAAAACAGUGUGACAAAAGAGUGAGAGAUACAGAAUUGCAGAACUCCAGGAAUUCUAAACAGGAGCAACAGCAUCUCUUGGAAACUUCUGGGUCUAGCAGUAGCAUCCUGAAUGAUCCAACUGGAUGUGCAAACAUCAGUGUAAUAAAUAAAACUAAUAAUGAAAAGAAAAACCCAGGAGGAUUUCAGCAGCAACAUUCACCUCCAGAAGGUUCUAAACUCCAGAGUGGAGACAGACACAGCUCUGCGAGUUCAGAACAUUCUGGUAACGGAGGAACACAGGUGAAUGUGACGUGUAUUGUUACAUUUUGUAGCCCAGAUUGCAGCUCCCAGUGCCCUGAGCAGAAUAGUUCAACUAGCAGGGAUUAUGGACACACUCCCUGUUAUUCCCCAACAGGGGAAGAAACCCACCUUUCCAAAGAGGAAAAUGCCUUGAAAAAAGAGACUGAAAUUCACAUCCCAGUGGAAAAUGAGGACAAUUUACUUCAAAACUUACUUCCAGAAGAAAAGAAGAUUCCUCUUGGUAUUCAAGAUGCUGGGAUGAAAACCAGUUGAAGGAAAUUACAGAUCCAUAUGCUGAUUGACUGAUAAAAUUAACUGAACCUCUUGUUUUAUAAAACAAACAUUAUGGUAAAUGUAGCUUUCUUACAGAGAUUUGAAAUUUCAGAUGAAUAUAGACACUGAUGCUUUUGAGGUUUUUAUCAUCUUCUGUCGCUUUGCAGUUUAAAAGAAAAAGCAUUCAAACUUUUAAAAACUGAAUGGCCAACUCCUCCCUUUCUUCUAUGAUACCCUAAAAGGACCUUUAUGAGACUUGAAAAGGAAUAUUUUUCCAACUUUAUGCUGCUAUGUUUUCCCCUGAGACCUCUUGUGAUGAUGAUUUUUAUUCAAGGCUGCCACGUGUCAAGAACAUGGCUGUGACCAGCAUUUCUAAGGAACUGGAGUUAAAUUAUCAUUUUUUCAAUGCUCAGGAAUCAUCAGUUUGAUUUGAAUUUUAAAGGUGUUGCAUUCAGUUUCCUAUCCUAUAUCUUAGUUGGCAUACUUUCCCUCUUCCUCCUGGAUAUUUGUAUUAUUAUUACAGUUUGGUUUUUCUCAUUAUCAGAACAAACUUCUCAAGUACAUAUAGGAUAUCAGGAAGCUUUUUUUUAAAACUAAAAUUACAAUUGUUAUGUCUAAACAACAGCAAUUCAUUGCCUGUACAUAGUUCAUUUUGUUUUAGAAGGGAGAACCUAGAUUGAACUGUUUUUAUCUUGGAGCAGGAAGUUCCUUUUGUUGACAGCCCUAGUUUGUCACCUUUGUGUCCUGGCUGAUGUAACACGUUUCCCCAAUUGAUCCUGACCUCAUUUUUGAGGUAAACCAUAAAUCUCAAAUAUUCUCCCUGUGUUCAGUGACUAUUAGAGCAAAUGCCUGUGAUUAUCUCUGCCAGAUAACUCACUGCCCUCAGGUGGCAGAGCAUCAUCUGUAAUAAACGGAAUUUACUCAAACCUCAGAACCUGAAAAUCCUGUUCUCCUCCACUGCUUGAUGAUGCUGGAGCUCCAACCACCUCUUACAGAAAAUUAGUGGAGGUUCUCCUUGAAUCAAGUGGCUAGGAAGCCAAUAUUUAGGAACCCACUUCCCAUAAUUAUAUUUUACCUAUGUGACUUAA
This is a messenger RNA of Parus major (Great Tit), 2721 nucleotides long. RefSeq names its product TNF receptor superfamily member 1B (gene TNFRSF1B). The record is from RefSeq and is a predicted model, not a curated record. Gene Ontology annotation, cellular component: membrane. Gene Ontology annotation, molecular function: tumor necrosis factor binding; tumor necrosis factor receptor activity. The transcript is spliced from 10 exons. NCBI's taxonomy places the organism in Eukaryota, Metazoa, Chordata, Aves, Passeriformes, Paridae. Gene Ontology annotation, biological process: positive regulation of oligodendrocyte differentiation; positive regulation of myelination; regulation of T cell cytokine production. Bases 161 to 1633 code for a protein of 490 amino acids.